Messenger RNA from Lottia gigantea (owl limpet), 348 nucleotides. RefSeq lists its product as hypothetical. Gene Ontology annotation, cellular component: cytoplasm. Lineage: Eukaryota; Metazoa; Mollusca; Gastropoda; Lottiidae. The transcript is spliced from 3 exons. The record is from RefSeq and is a predicted model, not a curated record. The annotation marks the transcript as partial. Gene Ontology annotation, molecular function: calcium-dependent phospholipid binding; calcium ion binding.
AUUGACAGAGAUCAGGCUCAGCAAGAUGCCGAGAAACUGUAUGCUGCUGGAGAACAGAAGUUUGGUACGGAUGAGUCAGCCUUUAUUGAAGUGUUAGCUUUAAGGAAUUUCUACCAGUUAACUGCCGUAUUUGAUGAAUAUCAAAAGUUAGCUGGUAAAGAUAUAUUAGAGUCUAUAGACAGUGAGAUGUCUGGAAAUAUUGAAAGUGGUUUAAAAGCUAUAGUUCGUUCAGCUAGAAAUAGACCAGAAUAUUUUGCCUACAAGUUAUAUAAGGCUAUGAGAUUGGCUGGUACCAAUGAUUCUACAUUGAUAAGAAUUAUCGUUUCCAGAUCAGAGGUAAUUUUAAUU